Penicillium riverlandense is the source of this 1935-nucleotide messenger RNA. RefSeq lists its product as uncharacterized. NCBI's taxonomy places the organism in Eukaryota, Fungi, Ascomycota, Eurotiomycetes, Eurotiales, Aspergillaceae. The coding region runs from base 1 to 1935 and encodes 644 amino acids. The transcript has 3 exons. The record is from RefSeq and is a predicted model, not a curated record.
AUGGGUAAAGGGCUCGCGAGACUUAUCGGCUCAGGCAUUGGCUUCACCUCUGAAGCCAUUCAUGCAGCCCGACACCGUGAUAAAGACUCUAUCUCUGCUUCUCCCUCUCAAUCCGCUUCAGAGACCCCUCGCUCUAUUCCUGAUGCGGAUAGAGCGAGCGGCGACAUAGUCGCCGCCGGUAACCAGACAGCUGAUGUAGUCCCCCGCGAGGGCUGCGCAGAGCUGGGCAACGAGAGAGCGCUACCAAUAAGGGUCUCGGAGCUCCCAACGGAAGGAGAGCUCCCUCCCUACUCACCCGGCUCAAAACGACAGAGCAAAGCCACCGAAGCGGGAUAUCCAUCGGACGUUGACGAGAAGAGUAUUCGCCACCCGUCUGAGACGGAGUAUGACUCCGACAACGCCAAUUCCGACAUCAGAAAUGACCGGGAGCGGUCGAUGAAUGGAGAUGAGGCUGCCUGGCAACUCGAUGAAGCAACCGAAGAAUUCGGAUUGCCCACAUAUGAUCAGUCGCAAUCUAGGCCAGGUGCAGAAGGUGUUCAGAGGGACCUCGAGACGGCUGCUGAUAAUGACUCCGACGAGAUAAACGCGGAGGACUCUGAGGACGAGCAGGCGAAGAAGAGAGAGCGCAUGGUUCGCGCACUUGUGGCGAUGGCAGGGCCACCACCUGCGCAGCCGCAGCGACUCCCGUGUCCUGUGAUUAUUCCUCAGCGCAGGCCCGGCGCUAAGAAGCGCGGGUUUGUGCGUGCAUAUGCGCCUGUGUUGGCCGACUGCGGUAUCAGCCAGGAUGUGUUCCUGAAGUUCAUCAGUGACUUCCAUAAAGCGAGUCAGGCUUCCUUGUGGCUCCAGGUCAUCGUUGUCGCAGCCAAUGUCACUUCCUUCUCCCCUUCAUUGGCAGUCGCGUUGACCGCCGCGGCUAUCCAAAUUGUAGCAGACACAGCACAGCAAUUCCAGAUCCGUCACCGUACCAACAGCUAUCUUGAUAGGGUGAACCAAGAAAUCUUCAUGCCUCGUGGUCAAUACGCGAUGAUCAUGAAAUUCACGGAUCGACCUCCUAAGCCGACGAAGAAGCAAAAGGCGAAUUCCCCUGUUUCCGAAGCUGACCGACUUGGCGGACUCUUCUCAACUGAGCAGGUCAAUUUCAAUCAGUCAGGUGCGCCGGCAGACGUCAGCCCUAACCUACCUCAGCCAGAGAGACCAGAUUUCGAUGCGGCCGCGACAAUCUCCAAGUUUACCCACAGCGAGCAGCACCCACAAAUGAACGCGUGGAAGCAGCACAUGAAGCAUUAUCGACUAGAAAGUGGCGCGACUCAAGGCGAGAUGCAGCUUCCGGAGUGUGCGCCGCUAGUAUUCCCGGAGAUUGAUCGAGCUGCGAUACGAGUAAGGGAUGGCCUGGAGCCCAAGUCGAAUUUUCAGUCUGGGAGAACCUGGGUUCGGGACUACAUCGAUAGAAAGUCACAGGCAUCAUUUGAAGCCGAGCAUAGGGGGUCUGCGGUGGCUGUCCCCGAGUCAGGACGAAAGACCUUCAUUUCACGCUACAAUGACCCCAGCCACCCAGUGAAUAGUGGGAACCUUCUCUCAACCCUUAGCGGCGGCCUGUAUAAGCCAAAACCAAGUCUAUUUGAUCGUGCUGGGGCUGCAAUCAAGGAAUCCCGAGACAAGAAGCGGGCUGCUCAGGGUCUUCCUCCGAGUGAAACCUGGAAAGAGAAGUGGGCCCAAAAGAAGAAGGAAAUUGGCAGCAGAAUUAAGAUCCUUAGGGAGGAUGUGAUGUAUCUGAUGAUCGUCAACAUGCCCACUGAGGAAGAGCUAAGGGAGUCGGUUGCUAAGUUGCAAUACCUCGCGCAGCAAGGAGAUCUCGAAAAGGAUGGAACCGGAGGGCCAUCCCUCGACGUGACUGGCUGGGAUGUAGCUGGUAUAGUAACUGCUGCUGCUAGUUAA